This is a messenger RNA of Nothobranchius furzeri (turquoise killifish), 2098 nucleotides long. The record is from RefSeq and is a predicted model, not a curated record. NCBI's taxonomy places the organism in Eukaryota, Metazoa, Chordata, Actinopteri, Cyprinodontiformes, Nothobranchiidae.
CCAAUCAGAAGUGAGCUUGUGCUGCACUUAUAAGCAGGAGGAGGCGUUUCUGUCUCCAGCAGAGACAUUUGGACCAUCGCAGCAGCAGCAUGACCAGGAAACUCCAACACCAAGCUCCGGAUGAUGGCAGGAGCAGAAAAAAGGUAGGAAGUUAUUGUGAUCAUGUUUUUAUUUAUUUCCAACAUUAACGAUGGCUGAUAACGCUGUAACUCUGUCGCUCAUAAGCCAGCUCUUGGGUUGCCAAGUUGACGUCAUCAUGCAGGCUCAAAGGACCAUCUGACCUCUGACCUGAACAGAUUUAUGGAACCAAAUCUAUUGUAGCUAUUAAGCCAUUUUCUGUAUCAGAGAGGCAUAUAUAUAUCUAUAUUUAUAUAGAUAUAUAUAGAUAUAGAUAUAUAUACUGCAGAUAGACGUCAGUAAAGCACCAGAAAACUUGAAUGUACCUGUCUGUAGAUGUUGAAGCCGGUUGUGGAGAAGAAGAGGAGAGAUCGAAUAAAUCAAAGCCUUUCUGAGCUGAGGAGUUUGCUGUUGCUUUCCACGUCUGAUCCCCGACUCCAGAAUCCAAAAAUAGAAAAAGCAGAGAUUCUGGACUUGGCUGUGGAAUAUCUUAAGAGGUGGACUGAUAGGAAGAACUUGAGAAAUGAGUCCGCCGCUCUUCCGAUCCUCGGUAUGGAGAAUGCAGGUUUCCAACAGUGUGUGUCCCAGCUGUCCAGCUACAUGCACAGGAUCUCCCCAGCGCAGAGGACGCACCUCGUGGAGGGCCUGAAGCACCACACGGAGAACCAGAGAGCAGACCUCCACCACACGAUGGAGGUCCCCAGCGCCACAUCUGUCGACACCAUUUGUCCAUCAGACAGCAGGCUGCUUUUCUCCUCCCACUCCCCCUUCCACCCCCUCUCCUGCCCCACGCCAUGCCACGAGUAUCUAUCUCCCCCUCCCUCCCCCUGGUUCUCUCCUCCUUUCCCUGCGUACACCUCCUCACCUCCUUUCCCAUCCAUUGCCUGUCCCUUCUCCCUCCCCCCCAGCCUCUCACCUCCAUCCUCCAACACCAAUUUCUGUAGUUUCUCACCCACUCUUCCUCACACCACCAGCCCUCUUGGCCUACAUUUCCCCCCGUCUACAUCCCUCAGACCCCCCCUGAUCCCACCACACAGGGAGGGCUCAGCAGCACGCUCUGUCUCAGCCACGUGGAGGCCCUGGAUCUGAUGGGAGAGGAGAGGACUACCCAGGGUGUACAGUGUACAUAUGACCCUAACUGCCUAUAUUAACUAUUUCUUUUUUUUAAGUAGCAAACAAACACGUACGUUGUUCUAAUCAUGCUAAUAAAGUAUUUUUUUGUCAUUUAUCUUUUCUAGAAUGAACAGAUUUUAGGGGGAAAACGGACUCACCUACUUUAGUCUAAAGUAAUCUAUAAAUAAAUAUAUAUACUGACAUUUGUUUAUGUAAACCUCGUCUUUACACGUUUAUGUCGAAUCAUGUGUUGAUUUUAUAUUUGUGGAUGUUUUCUAUCAGUGAGAUGACAUGGUGCAAUGUUUUAUUUAAAAACACGAUCAUUUAUUAAAGUCUGAUUUUACCUUUUCAAGUUUGUGAAUGUGUGUGUGUGACCGAAGAAAGUUCAAGAGAAUCACAAAAAAGACAAAAAGGUCUUAAAGAGACAAUGUGCAGUUUUUACUUGUUGAAAAGGAAUUAAAUGAUGCCCAGUUGCUGAAAAAGUGUUGGUGGAUUCGUAACAUAUCACCAUAAAAUUUGGGUUUAAAAUACAUGGGAGCGGGUCUAAGGCCCAGUCCAAGUACUCUGCAGUGUACUUAGAGAAAGUACCCCGUAUGGCUUCAAGUGCGUGGUACACAAGUGUACAAAUAAUUGCUGAAUUGAGACAGGGGGCACUGCGUGAUUGAAUGCAAUGCAUGCCGGGAUGAUGGUCGCUGUGAUGUUAUUUUAUAAAAACUUUUAACUUUCAAACAAACAACCAAACAAUAUUUGUAAUACAUUUUCAUUAAUUGCUGCUUUGUCUAAAAGUUUCAGAGCAUCAACUAAUCAUCCUCAAAUGAACUACUUUCAUUAGAAAAGACAUAUUUUCAGAAAAGGCACUUGAUCCUUU